AUGCUUGAGCCAACUGAAGGCCUCUCGCCGAUGGAUGAAGUGGAGGAGCUGUUUAAUUCUUUAGGCAAAGUUCUUGCAAAUGCGGGAACUAUAGAUUUUAUUCUUCUGCGCCUGGAUCCGGAAUACCCCUUGGAAACCGCAGCUGAGGUCAAAGAUCCUUGUGAAGUAUCUAGUCUCGACGAAGUUGAAACUAGCUUGUUGUGGGGCAUGCUCAGAGCUCUGCAGAUGUUGGAUGACCCUGCGUUAAACAAACGAACUCCAUCAAGUCAAGCUCUCAGAUGUCUAAGUAAAUGCCUUCAUUCUGUUGUACAAGAUGGUUAUGUGCCAGGAGCCAUUUCUCUCAUGAGUUUAGUAUUACUUGCAUUGCAUCUUUUCCCUGAUUUACCAGUUGUUGAAGCAGGCUUGGCUGAUGAUAUAGCAAUUCUCACUGUGGCCAGUGAACUAAAUAUGAAUGAGGAAUGGACCAAAACAUUUCUUGUGGAUAGGACACGUGAAGCUUUUGAACUGAAACGACUUCUCCUUCUCUCAAUUUGCUAUCUGGCACAACAAAAUGAUGCAAUUGAGAUUUUGAGAAAGAGAAGAGUUAUAAUUGGACUGCUGCGAAUGGCAGAACCAAAUGCCAUAGAAUUAUCUCAAUGGCACCAUACUUUAUCUACAGCUUUGGCUGACUUGGCUUUACAUGCACUUAUUGCCAUUUCAGUGACAGCACCUCUUGAUUUAGUGAAAUGUGGAGGUCUUUCUUACUUUCUACUCGUAGUUGAAAGUUUUACUACUGCUCAGAUUGAUACAGAGAAAUUACUUGCCUGUUUCACUGCUUUAUAUUAUAUUUCUUGCUUUAAAGACAAGUAUUUUCUGCAAGAAAUUAAUGAUACUGGAGCAAUAUGUAUUAUUUUACGAUUUUGUCAUAGUUUGUUGAGCACGCCCGACUUUCAAUUUGCACAACAACGUGUCCUGACAAAGGCUUUCAUUGUACUUAAAGUAUUAUGUAUGAAUAAUAUUCAAGAAAAAGAACGGCAUGGAGGAAUCAUUAUUAAAAUCCUUCACCUAUUUUUAAAACUAGUUUUGUCAACUAAUUCAUCAGAAGAACUUUUUCCUGUAGAUGAUAAAGAACAAUGGUUCCAAACAUAUUCAGGCAAAGUAGACUAUAACACAAGCCCGGCAAUUCUUGAUAUGUAUGCAAGUGCUCGCCCAAAAAUAUAUGCAAUGGUCAAGCUAAUAAAAAACCGAUAUCAAGAAAUAACUCAAGAAAUUGAGGAAUUUUAUCAUGCCCACAAUGUUCUUAAAAAAAAAGAAGAGAUCACUAUGGAACUGGCUGACAAGUAUUUAGAAAUGAAAAUAAAAGAAGUAUGGAAUGAAAUUACACUAGAUCUUGCUAGUGCAUUUAUUGCUCCUACAGAUUCUGAUAAUAGCAUGAUGAUGAUAUUAAAUGACAAAUUACUGCAUUUGACUUAUCAGAUUCAAAAGCAGCAGCACAAAUUAGUUCAAGACAUCAAAAAUAAGGAACUGAAGGAUGAGAAAAAUCUAUAUGAUUUAGUAGAAGGAUCCAAUGCAGUAGAAGAAAGUGAAACAAUGAAAGAACUAGAAACAGUGGCAUGUGCAAGUGAUCCAUUCUAUAUGAAUGCUGUUAAAGAACUUGAACGACAGCAAAUAUCAACUAUAUUUCCAAUAAAUGUGCCUCUUUCACAGUGCUUCAGUUCUUACACUUCUGAUCUUCUAUGCAAGAUUAUUCUUCACCAACAUUAUAAUGUAAGAUGUCGUAAAGACUAUGGACUGAAAAACACAGGAUUUGUGGAGAGCUUGGACACAACAGAAUCAUCCAAGUCAUCAUUCCUGGAUUCAAAGACUUCAUCUGAAGCAUCCCAAUCAAUUGGAAGCAAUAGUGAUUUAUUCUAAAGGAACAUCAUAACUCAAUUUCCUCUACAUUUAAAGAACAAUCAAUAGCAAAAGAAGAGAAAUUACAAACAGAAAAUAUUAUUUUAAAAACACAGAAUGGUGAGUUGACAUUUCAUGAUGAUCUUCAAAUACAUUAGUUUGGACUUCUUAUAAAGCAUGACAACUUCCAGGAUUUAUAGUGAUUUUUGUUUGAACUUUGUAUGCAUAAGAAUGAAACAAGGGAGAUAAUAUAUAACUUUUUAAAAAGCAACAAUAC
Molecule: messenger RNA, 2149 nt
Organism: Gryllus bimaculatus (two-spotted cricket)
Lineage: Eukaryota; Metazoa; Arthropoda; Insecta; Orthoptera; Gryllidae
Source: the annotation of a GenBank genome assembly